UUUCAGUUUCAUUUUGCUGGAAAUACGCGAGGGUGUGUCUGUUGUUCUUGUAAGAUUUUUCCGUAGAUACACUAGUUUAUCAUUUCAACAUUUCAAUAAAAGUCAAACAUUUGUAGGGAAAAAUGCCAAAUUUAUCGAAAUUCAUACAAUUAAGAGGUUUGGAAACUCAAUUAAUAAAAAGCACAUUACGUCGCUACUCAUCGGCACCAGCCAAUGCACAAUUUCGUGAAAUUCUCUCCGAUCAAAUAAAAUCGAUUAAAGAUGCUGGCACAUUUAAAUCAGAACGCAUUAUCACUUCAUCCCAGAGUACGCAAAUUACAGUCGAGGGCAGCAACAAACAGAUUUUAAAUUUCUGCGCCAACAAUUACUUGGGUUUAGCUAAUCAUCCUGAAGUGGUGAACUACUCACGCGAUAUAACUGCAAAAUAUGGUGCUGGUUUAAGUUCUGUACGUUUCAUCUGCGGUACUCAAGACAUUCACAAGAAUUUAGAAAAGAAACUGUCCCAAUUCCACGGCCGCGAGGAUACCAUACUCUAUGCUUCGUGUUUUGAUGCCAAUGCUGGUCUCUUCGAGGCCAUUUUAACACCCGAAGAUGCUGUAUUUUCCGAUGAAUUGAACCAUGCCUCCAUUAUUGAUGGCAUUCGUUUGUGCAAGUCCCAGAAACACCGUUACAGGCAUCGUGAUUUAAGCGAUUUGGAAAGCCAAUUGAAAUCUUCAAAUGCUCGCAUUAAGUUAAUUGUUACCGAUGGUGUCUUCUCUAUGGAUGGAAACAUUGCUCCUCUAAAGGAUAUUGUUGCUCUGGCUAAACAAUACAAUGCUUUGACAUUUAUCGAUGAAUGCCAUGCUACUGGUUUCUUCGGUAAAACGGGUCGUGGUACUGAGGAAUAUUACGACAUUAUGGGCAGUGUUGAUAUUAUCAAUUCCACCUUGGGUAAAGCUUUGGGUGGUGCAGCUGGUGGCUAUACCACCGGUCCUAAGGAACUUAUUUCAUUUUUGAGACAAAAAUCUCGGCCAUAUCUAUUUUCGAAUACCUUGCCACCAUCUGUUGUCGCUACCGGCACAAAGGUUAUCGAUAUGUUAUUGUCAUCCAGUGAACUUACCGCAAAGGUGCAAACCAACACCAAACACUUUAGGGAAGCUAUGACCAAGGCUGGUUUUACUAUUGGUGGUGAAAAUCAUCCCAUUUGUCCCGUCAUGUUGGGUGAUGCCCGUUUGGCUUCGAUCUUUGCUGAUGAAAUGUUAAAACGUGGCAUUUAUGUGAUCGGUUUCAGUUUCCCAGUUGUACCCAAGGGCAAGGCUCGCAUUCGUGUACAAAUUUCUGCAGCUCAUACUAAAGAUGAUAUCGACCAUGCCAUUUCCGCUUUUACGGAAGUUGGAAAAUCUCUUAAUGUUAUUCAGUGAAAUUGAAAUGAAACUGAAUUCAAAUUGGCUUUAAGCUAUCUUGUGCAUUUAUUUUAUGUAGUUGUUGUAUUAGUAUCAAUAAAUUUAUAAAAUAGUUUGGUGUUUAACCAUA
Calliphora vicina (urban bluebottle blowfly) is the source of this 1512-nucleotide messenger RNA. RefSeq names its product Glycine C-acetyltransferase (gene Gcat). The coding region runs from base 123 to 1400 and encodes 425 amino acids. The record is from RefSeq and is a predicted model, not a curated record. Gene Ontology annotation, cellular component: mitochondrion. The transcript is spliced from 5 exons. Gene Ontology annotation, biological process: biosynthetic process; L-threonine catabolic process. Gene Ontology annotation, molecular function: pyridoxal phosphate binding; glycine C-acetyltransferase activity. NCBI's taxonomy places the organism in Eukaryota, Metazoa, Arthropoda, Insecta, Diptera, Calliphoridae.